ACUGGAACAACAGUAAGAGCAGAGAGGAAAAAGAGACACUGCCACAAGUGUGAGUCUCGAAUUACAGGAAGGGAAGUGGUCACAGUCUUAUUCUGGUUUAUCUGAUGUGUUGUUUUUCUGCUUGUACAAUGGAGGAUGGGCUUAAUUCUGUGCUUAAGCCAAGUGUCUACUACCUCUAGUACAGUCCCAACUAAGACCUGCUCAGAGCUAACAAGAGGCACCCAGUCAUCUCCAGUGUGAAGACAACAGCGAUCCCUCUCAUCAGUCAACAUGAAGAUUGCAUCCUUUAACAUCCACAGAUUUGGGGUGAAUAAAAUAUCCAACAAGGAAGUCCUGUCAACUAUCAUCAAGAUUGUAUCUCGAUAUGACAUCAUCCUUAUCCUGGAAUUUGUUGUUGCCAAGGAAAGCUCAGCGAACAGAUUCCUGAGUGAACUGAACAAGGCACAAACAGGUCACCAGUACCGCAUGACUCUCAGCACACGACUGGGCAGAACUAGAUACAAGGAGCAAUUUCUAUUCCUUUACCGGGAUGAUUUAGUGGACCUAGUCGAUACGUACCAGUAUGAAGAUAAUCAAGAAGGAGAUGUGGAUGCCUUUGCCAGGGAGCCAUACAUUGUGCGCUUCUCCUGUAAAAACACAGUGCUGAAGGAUCUGGUCCUGAUUCCAGUACGGGCCAAUCCUCAAGACUCCUUAAAGGAAAUUGAUGAGCUCUUCGAUGUCUUUCAGGCCGUCAAGGAGAAAUGGAAAACUGACAAUGUCAUGAUUCUGGGGGACUUCCAUAUAGAAGGCAGAUACAUAUCUGGUAAGAAGAUGGGGGGAAAACGCCUCCGGACUGAGCCUUGUUUUCAUUGGCUGAUUGGCGAUGAUGUCAACACUACAACCAGUAACAAGAAUAAAUCUUAUGACAGAAUUGUGGUUUACGGGGAUGACAUGCUGGACGCAAUAGUUCCAAAUUCAGCUAAACCUUUCAACUUCCGGAAAGAAUACAGGCUGGAUAUGGAAAAGGCUCUCAAUGUCAGUUAUCAUUUCCCUGUGGAGGUUGAACUGAAGACUGAAGAUCAGAUAAAUAGCAGUCUUGGAACUGAAUCUGGAUCUGGAGAAGUUCAACCUGAACCUCACAAGAGAUGGCAAGCAGCAGAUAAGGAAUCUCAAUCAUCAGAGCAUUUGAGGAUUGCAUCCUUUAACAUUCAGAAGUUUGGCAUGAAUAAAAUAUCUAACACAAAGGUGCUGUCAACAAUCAUUAAGAUCGUGUCUCGAUAUGACAUCAUCCUCAUUCUGGAAGUUGUUGAUGCCAAUGGAAAAGCUGUGGAAAAAUUCCUGACUGAACUGAACAAGGUGCAAAUCCACCAUCACUACACUAUGUCUCUCAGCAAACGACUGGGCAGAAAGACAUACAAGGAGCAAUUUCUAUUCCUUUACCGGGAUGAUUUAGUGGACCUAGUUGAUACCUACCAGUAUGAAGACAAUCAAACAGGAGAUGUGGAUGCGUUUUCCAGAGAGCCAUACAUGGUGCGCUUCUCCUGUAAAAACACAGUGCUGAAGGAUCUGGUCCUGAUGCCAGUGCACACCACACCUAAAGAUUCCUUUAAGGAAAUUGAUGAGCUCUAUGAUGUCUUUCAGGUCGUCAAGAAGAAAUGGAAAACCGACAACAUCAUGAUUCUUGGAGACUUCAAUGCAGAUGGAGAUUAUGUGUCCAAUCGGAAAAUGAAAAAAAUCCGUCUCAGGUCUGAACCUGGUUUUCACUGGCUGAUUGGGGAUGACGUCGACACCACAGCCAAUACUGGGAAUGACAACACUUAUGACAGAAUUGUGGUGUAUGGGGAUGACAUGCUGGAGGCUAUUGUUCCACAUUCAGCCAAACCUUUUAAUUUCCAGGAAGCGUACGGGCUUGAUAUGGAACUGGCACUGUACGUGAGUGAUCACUACCCUGUUGAAGUUGAACUUAAGUCUGCACGUUAGGACAUUAAAUCCUGGAAGCGUGAAAUCUGCAAUGUACAGCCACAGCUUGAAAACUGUGGUAUAUGGAUGCUGGGACCAUCUGUUUGUGUAUUUGAAAUUGAGUUUAGUGAAGAAAAAAACAAACAAGAGUAGGGUUUGGUAAGUCGACAGUCAUAUAGAAACCAGAACAGUCUUCAGUUUGGAUGGCAAGUGGUAAAAUCAACAACUCUGCAUGUAGACUGAUUAUUUUCAGCAACUUUAUUACAGAACAUUGUAACAAGGAACAGUGCUCUCUUCUCUAGGAGGCUUUUAAUAAACUUUAUUAUCACAUUGUGAAAAAGCUACUGAACAAACAUCAUGGUCAGCAUUAUUUAGGAACUAAUCAUUUUAAUUAGGGGAAACUUUUUUUUUUCUUUACUAAAUUUUAUAUUGGGACCCACUGGUAACUUCUUAAUCAUGUCUAAAUGCACUCAAAUCCCAAUUAAAUAAAAACAUACCUUUAUUCUUUCACAUUUGUAGUCGUUAGAUAAAAACAAGCAUACCACAAAUCGGAGAUAGGUGGCAUGUAAGGUUUCUUUUGCAUGUAUUUAUUAAUGUUGCAAAGAAAGGAAGUUACAUGAUACAAUAGUACCUCCCAUCAACAUCUGUACACCCCUUACUGUUUGCACUGUAAGUACAUGCUUAAGAAAAUGCAUCUGUUAUUCUGCCAUUUCAUAUGAAACCUGAGAAAUUUCAACAACGUACAUAAAGUUGCAUUUUAUUUGAAAAUAAGAAAUGUAUGAAAGACUGCUGGUUUAUAACUGUAGAAUUGUCUAGCCAGUAUGGA
Molecule: messenger RNA, 2764 nt
Organism: Polyodon spathula (Mississippi paddlefish)
Lineage: Eukaryota; Metazoa; Chordata; Actinopteri; Acipenseriformes; Polyodontidae
Gene: dnase1l4.1
Product: deoxyribonuclease 1 like 4, tandem duplicate 1
Exons: 17
Coding region: 271-1959 (562 amino acids)
Biological process (GO): DNA catabolic process
Cellular component (GO): nucleus
Molecular function (GO): DNA nuclease activity
Source: RefSeq, a predicted model, not a curated record